AUGGCAUUCACUUGCCGUGGUUUGGCAGCACUUGCUUUGCUGAUCUCUUCUGCUAUUGCGCAGAACUCUACGAACUCAACCAAGUCUGCUAUUGAUGCGAACUAUGAUGUUCUCACUUAUGUUAACCAGCUGAUUGGAAGUAGCAAUGGAGGAAAUGUUUUCCCCGGAGCAACGCUCCCUUUCGGGAUGGCCAAAGCAGUUGCGGAUACAAACUCAGGUAGCAAUCAAGGUGGCUUUACUACAGACGGAAGCCAAAUCACAGGUUUCUCUGGCAUGCAUGACUCUGGAACAGGUGGAUCACCAUCCCUCGGCAACUUUGCCCUCUUCCCGUUCUCAGGAUGUGCUGGAGAUGACGUGAAUGGCUGCCACUAUCCAAAGAAAGAGCGAGCAACUUCCUAUGUGAAUGGCUCGGUCAUAGCUACACCUGGAUACUUCGCUGUUCAACUGGCAAGCGGAAUCCAAGCAGAUAUGACUGUAACUCAGCAUACAUCACUGUUCAGAUUCAAGUUCCCAGCCAGCCAAACUAGCGGCAACGCAUCAAGUCCGUUGAUUCUUAUCGACUUGACGGAUCUUUCGGAUUCUCGACAGGAUAACGGCACCAUCUCAGUUGAUGCUGACUCUGGAAGAAUCACCGGAAAUGCACGAUUCCAACCCAGCUUUGGCAGUGGAACUUACAUCUCGUACUUCUGUGCAGACUUCUCGGGAGCACCACUUCGAGACAACGGCAUCUUCGUGGAUAGCAGAGCAAGCACUGAAGUCAAGGAUCUUCUCAUCUCGCGUUCAAUCAACGGGUACCCAUUGCCUGGAGGAGCAUUUAACCGAUUUGAAAAGGCUGACAAUGGAAUUCUGGCCAGAGUUGGAGUCAGCUUAAUCAGCAGUGAGCAAGCUUGUUCCAGCGCUGAAAAGGAAAUCUCAGAUUUCGACUUUGAUAAAGUCCAUAGAGCGGCAAAGAGCUUGUGGAGGGAAAAAAUAAGCCCCAUCAAGGUCUCAACAAACGGAACAACGACAGAUAUGUUAACCAACUUCUACUCUGGAAUCUACCGCACUAUGGUAAAUCCUCAAGAUUACACCGGAGAGAAUCCGCUUUGGGAGAGCGAUGAGCCGUAUUUUGAUUCUUUCUACUGCAUUUGGGACUUGUUCAGAUCGCAGAUGCCAUUUAUGACGAUCAUGGAUCCAGGCACGGUUACACUCAUGAUCCGGUCUCUGAUCGAUACGUAUCGCCAUGAGGGAUGGUUGCCUGACUGCAGGAUGAGCUUGUCUAAAGGGUUUACUCAAGGAGGUUCAAAUGCUGACAAUGUUCUUGCCGAUGCCUACUUGAAAGGUAUCUCUGAAAACGUCAACUGGGAUGAUGGUUACGACGCAGUAGUCAAGGACGCUGAGGUCGAACCAUAUGAUUGGUGUUGCGAAGGACGCGGUGGUUUGGAUAGCUGGAAAGCCCUUGGCUACAUUCCCGUCCAAGACUUCGACUACAAAGGCCACGGCACUAUGACAAGAAGCAUCUCCAGGACACUUGAGUAUGCCUACAACGACUUCGUGAUCACGCAAAUUGGUUCCGGGCUAGGUGGUAGAGUAGGAGACGUUGAGAAGUAUACGGCGAGGAGUGGGAGCUGGAAGAACUUGUUCAAAGCUGACCAGACUUCUUCUAUCAACGCUUCUAGCGCUGUUUUUGAAGGUUUCUUCCAGCCGCGAUACUUGAAUCGUACUUGGGGUCUCCAAGACCCUCUUGUAUGCUCGAACAUUGAUAACCACUCGAACAGCGUUUGUUCCUUACAAAGUAAUGCUGCGGAGACUUUUGAGUCCUCGAUUUGGGAGUACUCCUUCUUCGUCCCGCAUGAUCAAGCAACUCUAAUAACCAUGUUUGGCGGACCUGCAGCAUUCGUGGAACGUCUCGACUACCUCCACGAAAACCAAAUCACAUACAUCGGAAACGAGCCAGCGUUCCUCACAGUCUUCCAAUAUCACUAUGCUGGCCGUCCCGCACUAUCUGCCAAGAGAUCGCAUUACUACAUCCCAGCUUACUUCAAGCCAACGAAUGGCGGACUGCCAGGCAACGAUGACAGUGGGGCAAUGGGCUCAUUCGUCGCAUUAUCCAUGAUCGGACUCUUUCCCAACCCAGGGCAGAACGUCUACCUGAUCAUCCCACCGUACUUCGAGAAAGUGGAAAUCACCUCGCCUCUCACUGGCAAGACGGCGAAAAUAAAGAACGUCAACUUUGACCCAACGUACAAGAAUAUCUACAUCCAAUCUGCAAGACUCAACGGAAAGCCAUACACAAAGAACUGGAUCGAUCAUUCGUUCUUUACAGAAGGGAAAGAGCUGGUUUUAAUAUUGGGAAGUGUGGAGAGUAGUUGGGGAACAGAGGUCGCGGAUCUACCGCCGAGUUUGGGAGAGUAUGAGGGGUUUGGUAAUUUUACCGGAGCGUCAAAUUCCACUUUGAAGAUGGGGAAGAGGGCUAUGAGGUUUUCUGCUGCGAAUAUACUUCAUGAGAUGGACAAGACUGGUGAUGGUUACUGGGCGAAUUAGAAGAAUGAAAGCAGUCAAAUGUUUGAAGAGAAAUUGAAAAUAAGGACGCGAUAAAUGUUCGGUGGUUUUUAG
Molecule: messenger RNA, 2595 nt
Organism: Hyaloscypha bicolor E
Lineage: Eukaryota; Fungi; Ascomycota; Leotiomycetes; Helotiales; Hyaloscyphaceae
Product: glycoside hydrolase family 92 protein
Exons: 5
Coding region: 1-2523 (840 amino acids)
Biological process (GO): protein deglycosylation; protein quality control for misfolded or incompletely synthesized proteins; glycoprotein catabolic process
Cellular component (GO): nucleus; cytosol
Molecular function (GO): peptide-N4-(N-acetyl-beta-glucosaminyl)asparagine amidase activity; carbohydrate binding
Source: RefSeq, a predicted model, not a curated record